AUGUCGUUCCCUCCUUUCUAUUUCCCCAGAGGAGCUUUCACUUCAGUCCCCGCUUCUCAAUCCGCGAGUGCCCUCCACGCGCCGCCAGGUUUCAGCCCAAUGGCGAACCCUAAUUUGCAGCCGCAGCACCCUCUCUCUAGCUCCGGUCAUCAGUUCCCUUUCGGCGAGCAGAGGCAUCAAGAGGAUUUCAGCCACAUGGGCAUGGCGGCUUCUUCUCCGCCGACUAUGCAACAGCCGCAGAUUCCUCCUGCGACGGAGCCGGUGGUGAAGAAGAAGCGUGGACGGCCGAGGAAGGAUGUGCCUGAUCAUAAGACUGAUCUUGGGCUCUCUCCGAUGCCUUCUUCUGACAAGUCUAAGGACUCUUGUUCAAUGUCUGAUCCUAAUGCACCUAAACGAGCUAGAGGUCGACCACCAGGAACCGGGAGAAAGCAGCGCCUCGCUAAUCUCAGUGAGUGGAUGAAUUCUUCAGCUGGACUUGCCUUUGCACCACAUGUGAUCAGUGUUGAAGCCGGAGAGGACAUUGUUGGGAAAGUCCUCGCGUUUUCACAGCAAAGGCCAAGAGCCCUUUGUAUAAUGUCAGGAACAGGAACAGUUGCUUCAGUGACGCUAUGUGAAUCCGGAUCCUCAGUGCCUACUCGGUUUCUUCAGGGGCCUUUUGAGAUGCUAAGCUUAGGAGGAUCUUACUUGGUGAAUGAAGAAGGCGGCCCUAAAAGCCGAACAGGCGGUAUUAGUGUCUCUCUCUCCAGCUCCAAUGGUUUUGUGAUUGGUGGCGGUGUUGGAACUCUUACUGCAGCCACUCUCGUUCAGGUUGUGGCGUGUAGUUUUGUAUACGGAAGUGCAAAGGCUAAAGUAAUGAAGCAAGAAAACGGCUCAAAGGAAGACAACAACACCCAAAAAAACGACGACGUGGAGACACCGGACAGUGAAUCGCUGCCACCAGAAGCAGCAGCAGAGGCAGCAGCGGAAGCGGUUCAGACGCCGCAAGACUUCUCUUCUCCGGGAUGGUCAGGAUCUGGUGGUGGCAAGAGAUCAAUUGACUCGAGAGACGACAACCAUCUCACUGAUAUUGACUUGACUCGUGGAUGA
This is a messenger RNA of Microthlaspi erraticum, 1086 nucleotides long. The record is from the annotation of a GenBank genome assembly. Lineage: Eukaryota; Viridiplantae; Streptophyta; Magnoliopsida; Brassicales; Brassicaceae.